Molecule: messenger RNA, 4523 nt
Organism: Austrofundulus limnaeus
Lineage: Eukaryota; Metazoa; Chordata; Actinopteri; Cyprinodontiformes; Rivulidae
Gene: sec63
Product: SEC63 homolog, protein translocation regulator
Exons: 20
Coding region: 161-2428 (755 amino acids)
Biological process (GO): SRP-dependent cotranslational protein targeting to membrane; post-translational protein targeting to endoplasmic reticulum membrane
Cellular component (GO): Sec62/Sec63 complex
Molecular function (GO): RNA binding; transmembrane protein transporter activity
Source: RefSeq, a predicted model, not a curated record
AGAGGAACAACAUUGCGCAUGCGUACACCACGUACACCGAUGCAUCGAGCUCUAGGCUGGAUGCUAGCUAGCUAGCAGUCUGUUAGGUCUUUCACAUUACUGGGUCUGAAGGGGGACACGCAGCGGUGGAGAAGAAGGGCGACUUUUGCGCCGCUACGAAAUGGCCGGACAGCAGUUCCAGUACGAUGACAGCGGCAACACUUUUUUCUAUUUUCUUACGUCCUUCGUCGGACUUAUUGUGAUCCCGGCUACAUAUUACCUCUGGCCGCGGGAUCAGAAUGCUGAACAGCUGCGGCUGAAGAGCCUGCGGAGGGUACAUGGCAGGUGCCUGUGGUAUCGGCUCAGGCUGAUGAAGUCACAGCAAAGCAUCGUCCCAACACUAAAGAAAGCAGCCUUGCUGUUUGGGUGGGUUGUGUUCCUGCUGCUAGCCUACAAGGUCUCCAAACUGGACCGGGAGUACCAGGAGUACAAUCCAUAUGAAGUUCUCAACCUAGACCCGGGUGCAUCGGUGUCAGAAAUUAAGAAGCAAUACCGUAUACUGUCUCUCAAGCACCACCCUGACAAAGGUGGUGAUGAGGCCACAUUCAUGAGAAUUGCCAAAGCCUACGCUGCUUUAACCAAUGAACAAUCUCGACUAAACUGGGAAACAUACGGUAACCCAGACGGUCCGGGGGCCACCAGUUUUGGUAUUGCUCUUCCUGCCUGGAUUGUUGACCAGAAGAACUCCAUGCUGGUGCUGUUGGUGUACGGUCUUGCCUUUAUGGUCAUCCUUCCUGUUGUUGUGGGCACAUGGUGGUACCGCUCCAUCAGAUACAGUGGAGACCAGAUCCUCAUCAGCACCACCCAGCUUUUUAUGCAUUUUAUGUACAAGACACCCAACAUGAAUAUGAAGCGAUUAACCAUGGUGUUAACAGCAGCGUUUGAGUUUGAUCCUCGCAGCAAUAAAGAAGCCACCAUCAGACCCACAGACAAUGUUGAAGUGCCACAGUUGAUCCGUGAACUAGGAAAUAUCAAUGUGAAGAAGAAGGAGCCCCCAUUUUGUUAUCCUUACAGUUUGAAAGCCAGAGUGUUGGUGCUGUCUCACCUGGCCCGCAUGGAAGUGUCAGAGGAGUUGGAGGAAGAUCAAAGAUUUGUGGUGAGGAAGAGUCCAGCUCUCCUUCAGGAGAUGAUCAACGUGGGCUGCCAGCUGACCAUGAUGGCCAACAGCCGAGGAGGUUUCCACGCUCCUCGGCUGACAAGCAUCGAGAACUGCAUGAAGCUGACCCAAAUGAUAGUUCAGGGUCUGCAGGAGUCAAAGUCACCACUGCUACAGCUACCUCAUUUUGAAGAGGAGCAUCUUCGUUUCUGCAUUUCUAAAAAAUAUAAGGUGCGAACCCUACAGGACCUGGUGAGUCUGAAGGACUCUGACAGACGCAGCAUGAUGCGCUUCUUGGGGGAGGAGAAGUAUGAUGAGGUCAUGGCAGUGCUGGGCAGCUUCCCUCACAUCACUAUGGACAUCAAGCUGCAGGUCCUUGAUGAUGAGGACAGCAAUAACAUCACAGCAGGCUCUAUUGUCACUGUAACUGUUACCUUAAGCAGAAAGCGAAUGGUGGAUAUGUUUGAAAAAGAGCAGGAAUCAACACCGUGUCCUGGAGAGGAGGUUGCCAACACAGACGAUGCAGGAGAUGCGAGUAAAGCUAAAGCCAAAGUGUGGCAGAACAAAAAUAAAGGGGCUAAGAAGACAGCCAAGUCCAAGAAGAAGAAAUUAACCAAGAAGAAGGCCACUCCCGCUCCUGCUAAAACCAAGCAAGCCAAUGGCAGUGUGACAGGAGAAGGCACUGCUAACCCGUCAGGAGUGCUAAAGGAGGAAGAGGACGAAGCUUCAGACAAAGGCAGCGAGUCCGACGAGGGAGAGGCCAACAAGGACUCUCCGAGCGAGAGAGACGAAGACAGCGAUAAACAAAGCGACACCGAGGUGGAUGAGGUGGCUGGCGACGACGAGGAGGAGUGGGAGGCCUUACAGCAAAGCAUCCAGCGGCGAGAGCGGGCACUGCUAGAAACCAAAUCGAAGCUGACGCAUCCCGCCUACAGCCUCUACUUUCCCGAGGAGAAGCAAGAGUGGUGGUGGUUGUACAUCGCAGACCGCAAAGACCAGACCCUUGUCUCCAUGCCGUACCAUGUCUGCACACUAAAAGACAUGGAAGAGGUGGAGCUCAAGUUUCCAGCCCCUUCUAAAACGGGGAACUACCAGUACUCUGUCAUCCUCCGUUCUGACUCCUACAUGGGGCUGGACCAGAUCAAACCACUUAAAUUGGAGGUCCACGAAGCCAAGGCCGUGAUGGACAACCACCCGCAGUGGGACAUCCCCGACACGGAGGAGGAGGAUGAGGAGCAGGAGGACAGCGACGGCAUCGAGGAGAGCGACGACGAGGACGAGGACAACGACUGAAUGUGUCGAGACGAGCACGCUGGGCCCCUCUCUCGCUCUCCCCCUCCUCCCUCCCAACCCAGGACCGGCCACCUAUCCACUAGUGAUGAGGAGAAGCAAAGCUGUGCCUGCCAUAAACACAAACAAAAGAAAUCACUGGGACAGUUUCUACACACGAGUCCUCCACCUCUCCUACAAACUGUGACAUCCCCCCUCCAUGCCCCAAAUGCCCCUUUUUACAGAGACUUGUUCAUUCACUGUCUGCUGCUGGUGGAAGUGAAUUCUGUGAAUACUAACAGGCCUGAGUGCGUGUGUGUGCGCGCGCGCGUGUGUGUGUGUGUGUACAGAUGUGAGAGAUGAACACACUUGGGACUGGAGGACCUAUUAUUAUUAUAAUAUGGGCUCUUUUCUUCUUCUCAAAGGGAGGAGAGAGGAUAACGUAUCAGCUAAUUCCUUUUGCGAAACUAAUACAAACACAAGACCUUCGUGUGGAACUAUCACGCUUGCUCCAGUUUUUUACAAAUCACUCUGCGUCACCGUUUUCCACACCAAUAAUACUUAGUUGUGAACCUAAUCUGCAGAGGUGUGAGCUUUAGCCUCCUUUUGUCCGGGAACAGUGGAGUUAACUGUUAAAGAAAUGUUCUCCUUCCACCGCAUGGGGGGCACAGUUUGUUUGUUUUACUUUCUUUUUUUUCCAAAACGUUAUACCUGCCAUUCACUUGUACAAACAGUUUAUUCGCUGUACGUGGAAGGAAAUGUCCACAGAAAGAUCCAGGACUUUAUAGUUCCAUAGUUCCAUUAAUGACCAUUCUGUCCCUGAACCAAUGAUUUUUUUUCAAUGCUGGCCUCAGUUGUAAAGUUGAAGAGUGGACAAAACCUGCAGUGUUAAGCUAUGUUUUCAUACAGCACAUUUAAUUUGUAAGUCUGCAGUCUUUUAUUUUUAAAGGACUGAGAUACUGAUGUACAAAUGUGCAUCUGUGUAGAUUUUCUCAAAGUUUAGGCUUUUUUUUCUCAUUUGUAGUACAUUCCAGUAAAUAAUCAAUGUCUAUGUCUAAGGCCUUAUGAACCCCCCCACCCCCCCAGAAAAAACAAAUAAAAUAAAAAAACCAUGACAAGCCCUCUGGCAAAGAUUUUAGUUUUAUUUUUUUCCCUAAUAAUUUGUAGUGUUUUUCAGUUUGGCAUCUGCCUGUAUUCAAUUGUGGAGUGAUUUCAUCCACUUCCCCAUCUGAAAAGGGUAUUUUUUCAGUUUUAUCUGAAAUGUGACAAUGUUGUAGAGCUUUCAGCGUGAGGUCCCUAAGCUCAAACAAAGACCUGCUGAAAGUAACUUUUACUUUCAGACUAACCGUACCUUCUUUAGCACCUUUUCUUCCAAAUCAUUAUAAAGCAGAUUAAGCUUUUUAUGAUGAAAACCUGGAAGACUUUAUUGUUUUUUUAUUAUUAUUUGGGGAAGCAAACAAACCUUUCAUUUAAAACUUUUUUUUUUUUGGUCUUCAUUAAGAUUUUAUAAGGAACAUGACCUGUUUAAUUGCAUCUAACCUUUGCGUUUGUGUUGUGGGAAGAAAACAAAUUUGGAUAUUCUGGGUUCUCACAGCCUGCGUUGAGGCAGUUUCUUUAUUUUUUAUUUUUUGUUUUACAAGGAAUGUGUAAUCUAUCACAACAAAUAUACAUACAUGAACUUCAUUUUUUUACAGUGCAUAGUAGUGUCAUGUUAGUGUGCGAGAGAUCAAAUUUGAAUAUUCUAGGGCCUGCUCUCCUACCAGCUCACAGGCACAAACUGUAUCCUCCUGUAACGGUUCAAAGCAGGUGUAUGCUAACAGUUAUUCAUUGUAUUCUGAGUAUUUACCACUCUGUAACAGAAUGUAGCAUCAGUGAUUCACACUGAGCAGAGAGAAGGACGGGGGGGCUGCAGCGAGGUUAGAUAGGACACCAUCCCUCCCAUUACGGAACCUGAUCUGGAUGACCGGUCAGCAGACCGCCUCGUCCCGGACAAACGACAACCCAAAUGACUAUCGAUCUGCCACUUUUGUUUACAAAGGAACUGUCAUUGUAAAUGGGGAAAAAAAUAAAUAUAUUAUUUGUAUUUAAAAUCAUUUCAAAUAAAAAAACUUUUAAAUGA